This is a messenger RNA of Colletotrichum gloeosporioides, 630 nucleotides long. RefSeq lists its product as uncharacterized. NCBI's taxonomy places the organism in Eukaryota, Fungi, Ascomycota, Sordariomycetes, Glomerellales, Glomerellaceae. The record is from RefSeq and is a predicted model, not a curated record. Bases 1 to 630 code for a protein of 209 amino acids. The transcript has a single exon. Gene Ontology annotation, molecular function: acyltransferase activity, transferring groups other than amino-acyl groups.
AUGCUUGACUACGAUUGGCACCUAAGCACACCGCGCCUGUACAUCUCCCACGUCAAUCCUUCCAAUGAUAUCCAUUGCGACUUCUUCAUCGAGUACAUGAGCGACCGAGGGAGCGCCAAGCUUGACGAGCUGUCAAGAACCAUGCCAAAACGAGAGGCAAUUGCGAAGCUACACAUCUUGCCCCGCCUCGAGCGGAUGGAAAAGCUGGGCUGGGGCAGGUAUCUGGUCUCGCUAAAGCCUGAGGCCGUCGACGAGGAUGGUUCGACUAUCCCCUUUACACAGCGUCCUCUCGAGCCCAUCGGUUGCGUUACGAUGCAACUGGCUAGAUAUCCUGGAGGUGGCCCGACCGCACCCGAUCUUGGAUUUUCAUUUCUUGACAGGUACCAAGGGAAAGGGUAUGCCACGGAGGCUGCUCAGAGACUGAUGAAGUAUUUUGAAGAGGAAAGAGGGCAGAAGGGGUUUCUUGGUCUCACUGACCCAGAGAAUGACAAAGCGAAGAAAAUGUUUCAACGGAUGGGAUUCGAGGACAGAGGAGAACGAGAUGUGGUUGGUGUCGUAGAAGGGAAGACGUUUACGGCCUCAGUUUGGAGUAAAGGACUGGAAAGGGAGUUGGAAGAAUAUGGUUUCUAG